GUGGUGGUAACAGAGCUGGGAGACAGACCUGCAAGGCUGGGCCCUGGUUCUGCAUCAUGAAUGCACGGUCAACAUGGGAUUGGGCCGUAGUGUCCCAGAAGCCUGUACGCUAUGGCGCUUUCCAACAACCACAUCUGCCCGGUCCACAACUGGAUUUAUAACCAGUCCUGUGGGCCAGAUGGACCAAUCUCAUGCUGUACUCUGGAUCACAUUCCCCUCGUCAGUAAGUGUGGCACUCUUCCCCCUGAAAGCUGCUUCUUCAGCCUCAUCUGCAGCCUGGGUUCAUUCAUGGUGAUACUCGUUGGCCUGCUGAGAUAUGCACAUGUCAUUGAGUGCUGUGGGCCAUCCCUCGUCAACACCCUGGGCCUGGCAGCAGGCUGGAUCUGUGCUGCUGGCCUCACCAUGGUUGGCAACUUCCAGGUGGACCAUGCCAAGGUGCUGCAUUACAUUGGCGCAGGCGUGGCCUUCCCCACCAGCAUGCUCUUCCUGUUCCUGCAGUCAGUUCUGACAUACCGCAUGGCAAAGACCCGGAGGCAUUACUGGACCGGCCACUUGCGCAGUGUCCUCACUGCUCUGGCCUUCAUCACCCUUGUCUUCAGUGGCGUGUUCUUCAUCCAGGAGAGCUUUGUGCUCCAGCAUGUGGCUGCCCUCUGCGAGUGGGUGUUCAUCAUAGAUGUCCUGGUCUUCUACGGCACCUUCACCUUUGAGUUUGGGGCCAUCUCCACGGAAACCUUCCUGGUCCUCCUGAAAGCCAGCCGGGCUCCAAAAAGCUACAAAGCUGACAGCAGCACAUCGAGCACACCUCACAUCCACAGCCACUCUGAGAGCCUGGCCAUGAUUUGAGGGGAAACUGCUCCAUGCAGUCUCAGCCUGUGAGUGCCAGGGAGCUGGCCAGGGACUUUCGGCGAGACCAGAAAUCCAGACACUGCCAGCAAUUCUCUUGCCUUGAACAUAUCCAGAAGCCAAGUGGCCUCCCACAGUGCGUUGUGUGUGGGUGUUUGGCUGACUGGGGCCCUGACCCCAGCUUUCCUUCACAUGAGUCACGCAGACAGCAUUACAAACUUACUUCCCACACUUCCAUGGUAUCAUCACCAGCGGCUUUUUUACAGGAAAGAAGAAACAGCUACUUCCCCCAUACCAAAGAGAUCUUCAUGCAGGGGCAGGGAGGCCCUGAACAGGAUGGGAGGUGGUGGGAUCCAACUGACUCCCCAGUCAGCUCAAUACAUGAGGGGACUCGGUGUGCCUUUCCUGGGUCUGUGGUGGUGAGAGGAAGACAAUCGCCUUUGAGGAGGCACAUGCCAUUCCCUGCAGUGAAGGGGCUGGCAUCUGUCCUCAGAGAUGGCCCAUUUCUGUUCUGUUAGGGGAAGGCCUCUCUGAGGACCAGAGACAAUACAAGAGGACAAGUUGGCCAGUUCCUUCUCUGCUGAGAUACCAAAUUCCUUUGGACCAGCCAGGCCUGUUUUUGUUUGAUGUUGAGAAACUGCAACCCGUCCCUGCCUGGCUAGCCCAAGCAGUGGGGACAUAAUGACUGGUAAACAAGGAAUCAGGUCUAUCCAGAUGGAUUGAAGGUGGCCAGACAGUUAGACCCAAAAAGUACAGAUGCCUUAAUUUUUCUUCCUGAAGAUGUGUGGGUUUCUUACUAUCGUUAUUUUUAAUAUACAAUAUCAGAGCAGUCUGAGCAGAUCCCAAGUGCCUAUGGCAAAGGUGGAAUCACUUGCUGUUGUGGUUCUUAGAUGGAUUUCUACCCUAUGGAUCAAGCCGUGAGGGUUUAUCCUGGCUGGUUGCUUUGUGAACGUUAAAUGAGCAUCAUAGAGAAAGCUGUCCUUGUAAAGAGCCCGUCAAGGGUAUCAGCCAUUCUGGAGCCAGGGUGGAGGCAGCACUUUAAUUCUAGGGGCCCUGUUUCCAAGGGCUCUGACUUCUCAGGAAAACCCUCCUUGUCCUGCCAUGCUUCCUGUGUGUUCUCAGCCCAAAGAGAAUCAUCAGACCAAGUUUAAUCUUCCAUGAGGCCUUCCCUGAAUUCUUGCCACAAUCCUCCUCUACCUCCCUCUGCACGUAUCAGAAUAUCCUUUUCAUGUUACAGUAGUGCCCGGAGGCCCUGCUGUGCUAGAUGUUAUGUGUGCACUUUGGAGAGUUGGCAGGGAUUUGGCCAGUUCUGACACUACACGUCACAUGUCGAGUCCUCGGAGGAAAGGACAAUUCUACCCUUCUGCAUUGUUGCAUGGUUGAAUGUGUCAGUCGUGGUUCUGCACAGUAUUACGGAGGAGUGCUCUUUGCAGUUGUUAGACAAUUCAGCCUCUCUGUCCACCUCCCUGGGAUAAGAUCAGUUAUUACCCUUCCCACAUCACAGGUGAGGGAAACUGAGGCAUAACAAGGUAUAGUAUCCACCCCAACACAACGUAGGAAGUCCUAGGCAGGCCCAGCCACGACUCUCAGCACGAGACCCUCUGUCUUAUCUUGCCUGUCACCAAAUGUGCCUUUGACCCAUUUUUGGAAAUGGUCUGUUCAGGCGUGCUGUGGCUGUGACUAGAAAUUGCACCGUGUGCACACAGUGGUGCUUCUCCACUUCAUUGAUUUGCAGCCCAGGGCUAUCUUGCUCUUCCCAGGUAGGACAGACUAACUCAGGACACGAAUAAAGCCAGCCAGAGCUACCAAAUAUGUCAGUGGUCGCCCUAGACUGAUCCUUGCACAGGUUUCCUGGGACACAGGAGGAGAAUCCAGUUGGACCAGCCUCAGCUGUGUGUGUGAAUAGACAGGAUGAAGUGUAUUUCUCUUCUCCCCACCCUUGACAGGGGCUUUUGCCCCUGCGGUUGUGUGUUCACUUGGCUGCGUUUCCCUAUUUGUCCACCUAUCACAUGGAUUGGUUUGCAAAUGUGCCAGUGCUCACAGUGGAGAAAUUAUAUAUGUAUGUAAAGAAUCUAUAUAGAGAGAGACAUAAAUUUGCAAUAAUAAAGUUAAAAGUCAGCCAA
Gavialis gangeticus (Gharial) is the source of this 2966-nucleotide messenger RNA. Its product is annotated as transmembrane protein 150A-like. The record is from RefSeq and is a predicted model, not a curated record. The transcript has 7 exons. NCBI's taxonomy places the organism in Eukaryota, Metazoa, Chordata, Crocodylia, Gavialidae. Bases 112 to 843 code for a protein of 243 amino acids.